Molecule: messenger RNA, 2526 nt
Organism: Halichondria panicea
Lineage: Eukaryota; Metazoa; Porifera; Demospongiae; Suberitida; Halichondriidae
Product: ankyrin-1-like
Exons: 10
Coding region: 145-2262 (705 amino acids)
Biological process (GO): cellular response to tumor necrosis factor
Cellular component (GO): cytosol
Molecular function (GO): NF-kappaB binding
Source: RefSeq, a predicted model, not a curated record
CAAGGUGUUUUCCAAGCUAUCGUUUCUCAAGAGCUAACUCAAGAAGCUAGUGUCUAUCAAAGGAUAGAGGGUACUGCCCCACGGAUAGUGACCAACUACUUCUUCCAAGAAUCAACCAAUUUUCUCCGAUCGGUAACAGCGAGAAUGGCAGCCAUUGAUGAUGAUCGAGACGAGGCUUACCACUCAGGGUUGUACAGUUUGCAGAGUGAAGCAGAUUCCUCAGAACCGAGCUCAGAACUCACCAAAGCCAAGAGCGUGGGUAGAAGAAGUGUUUCUCCUGGAACUACUACUGAGGUAAAGCAAAUACUGGGCAAGUCCAAGCAACCAAACAAUGACAGCUCAAUAUGGAGUCUCACGAUACCGACAGAAAGCAACAUGAAAAAGCAAGUUGGUCUAAACCCUGAAACCCCCAUGACCCAACUAGCUGGACGUAUGAUUGGAGUGGACCUGAAACAAAUUGAUUCGCCCACAGGAGAGUAUGAUAGUGGAAUUUUCUCUUCCAUACCUUACACGUCCCUCGGCCAAGACAAACAGAUCGGAUCCCCAAAGGAAGCAGAAAAGAUGGAAGUAGAAGACUCGGGUAUUGUCAGUAUGUCUGCAGCUUCAAAGCUAACGGAAGAGGAGUCAAGUAACACAAACUCUACCCUCCUCAAUACUUCAAUUGCAACUAGCACUGCACGGAUCCACUUGCUGCAGUCUGAGACAAGACCGAGGUCUGUGUCACCGAGUGUGCCCCCAGUUGGAGAGAGUGUGGAGGUGGUCACGGACAUCCCCUCGUUUAGUAUGAGCUCAAGUCAUCCUGGCUCGAAGCGUGCGUUUGAUUCGGAUGAAGGAGAGAGGUGGCAUCGUAAAAAGACACCACGAUUGGCCGAUAUAGAGGAAGGAAUAUCUCAGAAGCCUGCCAUUCGAGUGAAGACUAUAGUGUCUCCAGCUGGCAGCCCUCGCCCGAGGAGAGGGGGCGUGUCUCCUCACAGGUCCCCUCGUGGCUCCCACAGCCCGGUCUCCAUCAGCAUCACCGAGGACAGGAGCAUGGAUACAACAUCAGUGCAGCAGUCCACUCUGUCUCCUGGAUCCAUCUCUCCAAAUUCCACUCAGGCACCUGUCGUCAAUUUCCGUGAUAUUGGAGAUCUUGCCAAGUCCUCAAAUCGUGAGCAAGGAAUGGUCUAUGUACAAGUCAACCCCCACUCCCUAGCCGUUGGUGCCCACUCCCCUGUGCUGAUUGGCGUUAGUGAUCUUGCACGACGUGGUCCUGUAAUGAGCACAGACUCCCCUAUCAAUAAGAUCACAUCCAAAGGUGCUAUGUUGAGAGAGAGCCCCAGGAAAGGUGGCAGUCCAGUGCCACCGACCUCUGUUGCCACCGUCUUUCAGCUCCUACCUACAAUAGUCAGUUUGCCGCAAUCGAACAACCCCAAUCGUCUAAGCCCUGCCCCCUCUCCUCGCAGUACCUCCCCUUCCUUGGACAAAAAGGAGGAGAAUACAGAUGACAAAAAAGAGGACAAGGAAGGGAAACCAGGCAACGCUCUUCUCCAAGUCACCGAGGCACAUCUGGCAACUCUCUCCGAUGAAGAUGGAGACACGCCUCUUCACCUUGCUAUCAUCCAUGAGAAUAUCAGCCUCACCCAAUACCUGGUCAAGCUCAUAGUGGGCGUGUAUAUGAACCUUGACAUUGCCAACAACAUGAGACAGACCCCCCUCCAUCUAGCAGUCAUCACCCGACAGCCUCAGAUGGUACAGCUACUAGUGGGUGCUGGGGCCUCGGUAAAUUUCCCUGACCGUAAAGGGAAUACAGCCCUUCAUUUGGCGGCUGCUCGUAGAGAUGUGAGAAUCCUUCAGCUACUGGCCCAAGCCACCAACCCUCUUCCUGAUUACAAUGCCAAGAAUUUCUUAGGCUUGACGGCAAUCCAUGUUGCUACUAAAGAGGCCAGUAUUGAUGUGCUCAAGUUUUUCUUCCAGAUGGGAGCAAAUAAGAAUGCUCCGGAUGCUUGCAGUGGCCGCACUGCUCUGCACUAUGCUGUAGAAUCUGAGAACUUUACUCUGGUCAACUUUCUAUUGGAAAACAACAUCAAUGUCAAUGCUGCCACUUUUUCUGGAAACACUCCGCUGCACGUGGCGGCCGGUCGUCGACUCAAAGAAAUUGUGGCCCUCCUAAUGGCAUACGGAGCCAACCCAGCCAUUGCCAAUGGAGAGGGGGAUUUUCCUUCAGACCUUCCAGCUUCUCUACUGAUGCAGAGAGCCAAGAUGCACGUACGCAAUGCUCACUGAUGCCACACCAUAUACAUGUCCACAAACAACUCGCCUAUACAGAGACCAUUCACCAGACAUUAACGCCUGGUUAUAGCAGCUGCACAUUAUAACCGUAUUGCACUCGUCAUGUAGCCUCAACUCUUGUGUGUAUACAAUUUGUACAUUAGAGUCUUGUUUUGUGUAUAAUAUAUCUAUAAAUUAUUUGUAAUUAUAGCUAUCGAUUUCUGCUGUAAUGUAUAUAUACCACCAUGUAUGGUCAGAUUGCCACUGUCAGUAAACUUU